This is a messenger RNA of Cryptomeria japonica (Japanese cedar), 3251 nucleotides long. RefSeq lists its product as uncharacterized. The coding region runs from base 761 to 2851 and encodes 696 amino acids. Gene Ontology annotation, molecular function: protein kinase activity; ATP binding. The transcript has 4 exons. Lineage: Eukaryota; Viridiplantae; Streptophyta; Pinopsida; Cupressales; Cupressaceae. Gene Ontology annotation, biological process: protein phosphorylation. The record is from RefSeq and is a predicted model, not a curated record.
CACUGGGUCCUUUCCCCUAUAUGAUUUUUGUUGCCUUACUUCAGCUCUGCCGUAUGACUUUCGAUACUUCACUUCUGGUUUGCCGUCCUUCCGACACGCCAUAGCUUCACUGCAAAGUCUCCUGUAUACACAUAAGAGCUAAUUUUACUUUGCAACUCAUUCUAAACUGAUGGAUACGCAUGGGGAAGACAUUCUGGGCAUUCAUAGGCGUGUUAUGGGCUCCCUGGAUAAACUCCACCUUCUCAAGAACGGUAAAAGCUUCAAAUUCCAUGUGCAGCAAUGUCAAAAUUUGUGCAAUUAUAUACUCGAUAAACUCUCCCCCUACAUUGACAAGAAUGAGGAAUACCUGGUUGGCAAUGUUUGGACGGAAAGUGUGCAAAAGGCUUGGAAGGAGAUAUAUCGUGCCCUGAAAGAAGCAGAAACAUACCUCAAUCACUGCUCAACCGACACCUCCUUCAUUGAAUGUUUUAUUAUGUCUAACACAGGUGAGGCCUUCGCCCUACACAUGCACGAUCUUGCUUGGUCUCUUCUUUGCUUAGAUUUAACUCUUCUGUGCCCGAUCGAUGCAUGGAAUGAUAGGAUCAAUCUUAAAAAAUUCCGCAAGAGAAUCAGUGUUUUCUUUGCAGAAAUGUUUGUUUUACAUUUAGAACAAUUUGGCUUUAAGUUUCAAGACUACUGGCACCUACUCAUGGCUUGUAAUCAAACGGCUGCCAAGGCUUGGAGUUUUAAAAAAAAUUAAAAAAUUAGGGUUUUACAAUUCAUGGAGAGAAAGAUGUUAGAAACCAUCAGGAAUGAGUGUAAAAUUAAAUCUGCAACUGGUAUAAGUACGUGGCUGCAGAUCCCUCCCAAAGAUCUAAUAAAAAAGAAAAGUAUAGGAGAGGGAUCUUUUGGGCAAGUGUACGAGGGGUCAUGGCUGGGGUAUAGGGUUGCCAUAAAGGACAUUCCAAUUGAUGCUCGUGAUCUGUUUGACACGGAGACUAAAGUUCUUGCCAAGCUAGAGAGCCCUUUCAUUGUCCAGAUGAUAGGCACAUGUAUUGAGGGAAGCCAUUGCUAUAUUGUUAUGGAAUUGGUCGGAUCCAGCUUGGACAAAUUACUUAGGAAUUCUGGAGACAGGGCAACCCUGGCGCUCCCUGUUGCAGUGGAUAUGAUGCUUCAAAUAUCGAGGGGAAUGGAAUACCUUCACCGCCAUGGGAUCAGGGCGCCUGAAGCUUUUCCCAUCCCACAUUUACCGCUCCAAGCAAUUGAUAAUUUAGAGGAGUAUACCCAUAAAGCAGAUGUAUACAGCUUUGCCAUGACUUGUUAUGAGAUUCUGACGGGGGAGCAACCUUUCCUUGGUGUACUUCCCAAAGAUUUGUACCCAAUGAUUGUGGGAGGUGAAAGACCGACUUUGCGGCAGACCUCAUGUCCAGCCGUGUUAGCUGAUCAUAUUGCAACGUGUUGGGAAACAUAUCCAAUGAAUCGUCCUUGCUUUGCACAAGUUUCCACUUUUAUGAGGAAGAUGAAGUCAUUCAUACUGGGAUGGAACAAUCCUGGUAAAGUCCUCUUAGAACCUGUGAGAUCCGAGGAAGAAGCAUUUGAUGAAAUUCCUACAGUCCGGAAACUGAUGUCGAUCACUAAGGUUCUCCACAUCGUUCCCCCUAAGAUAAUAAGAAGAUACGAUUUAAAUUUGGCUGGGCUAACGCCUCCAGAGGAGUCGAACGCACAAGGAGGUCACUUCACUCCUGUGUUCCAGAACAUGAAGGAUGUUCUUCUUCCAUCCAGUGUGGUAGUCGUGGAAAAGGACAGCCUCCACUAUCUUCUAAACACUGAAAAUGGAUUCCUGACGUGGGAUUGGCGGAUGAAGAUAGCUUUCGAUGUGGCUUCGGGCUUGGCGUUUCUUCACGACUCAGGUUUGAUACAUGGCAAUGUAAACUCCUCCAACGUACUUCUGCCGGACGAGAUAAACAGAAGAACCCGCCUAGCAGAUUCUUGUUCGGCGGGUCUUGUGAAAAACUCAGAUUCUGGUAUGGCGGAUCUUGAUAAAUACUCAAGUGGAUCCUGGGGAUACAUGGCACCGAAGCAGUUUUAUAGCAGAAAAUUUUCUAAAAAAUCGGACGUGUAUAGUUUUGGAGUGCUACUCCUUGAACUUCUCACCGGUAAGGACCCUAUCAAGGCUAGCACACAUCUUCCCAAGUUGAUUUUCUCCAUUGACGAUGAAAGGUGGGCGAUGGAAAUGUUGGAUAAGAGGCUGGGGAGUUAUAUGGACAUCCCAAACGUGUUGGCAAUGUAUAGUAUAGCAAAGCAAUGUACUUCUCUCCAUGAAUAUAGCCGUCCUAGGAUGUUUGAAGUUGUCAUAAUGAUUGCAAAUUCGUCGAAGGUGUCAGAAGAGAGCACGACGAAUGUGACAUUUGAUAAGAACUGGGCAUCGUUGGAGAAUGAAAUCCCAUUCACCGAUGAGGACAUUGACAUAUUAUUUGACACAGAGCAACUGCAAUUUGAAGAGUCACUUGACAGAGAGCAACAAUAUAGCCGUCCUAGGAUGUUUGAAGUUGUCAUAAUGAUUGCAAAUUCGUCGAAGGUGUCAGAAGAGAGCACGACGAAUGUGACAUUUGAUAAGAACUGGGCAUCGUUGGAGAAUGAAAUCCCAUUCACCGAUGAGGACAUUGACAUAUUAUUUGACACAGAGCAACUGCAAUUUGAAGAGUCACUUGACAGAGAGCAACUGCAAUUUGAAGAGUCACUUGACAGAGAGCGACUGCAAGAGUUUUCUUUUCAAGAUUUAUAUGAAGAGUCACUUGACAUAGAGCAACCGCAAGAGUAUUCUUUUCAAGAUUUAUAUGAAGAGUCUUAUUUUCAAGAUUUGCAUGAAUAGUCUUUUCUGUCCAGAUCUUAAAACUUUUCUUAUCAAGAAAUUUAUUACUCUGCAACAGCCCAUACAUACUACAUAGACCAUGUGUUGCCCAUGCUCGACAUUGACGACUUUCAAUUCUGGCCGUUUGUGAUUUGAAGUGAAAAAAUGUAGGGUAGAAGCAAACAGCAGUUUUGUUUUCUAAAUUGCAGCAACAGCAGUUUGAUAUUUUCUAUGUAAGAGUAUUUUGAAAAAGACAGCAUCUGGUUCAUUUUUAGUGUCUUUUCUUUGUAAGAGCAGCAGCUCUAUCGUAUUUGAGUGCAGUUUUAUUUGUAAGAGCAAUAGUCUAUAUAGUUUGUAUUGCAUUGAGUAUAUGUAUAAAAAAAAAAUUGAAUGGAAAGAGUUAGACAUAUUUUUAAUUGAA